CCCACCCCCCCACGUCCCCCUCCGCAUGGCGCCGGUGAUGGGGCUGAAGCGGCCGGCGGCGGCGGCGGCGGGUGCGGGGGCGGCGGCCGCGCAGACCGUCACGCUGCCCGCGGCGGCCGUGCGGGACGCCGUGCGCGCCGCCGUGCGGGAGGCCGAGGCCACGGCGCAGGCCACCGCCCCGGCCGCCAGGGUCCCGUCGCCCGCGGCGGUGCCGGCAGAGAUCGCCAGGGACGGGGUGCUGUGCCUCGAGGAGGUCGACGGGAGGCGGUGGAGCUACGUGGUCGACGCCGCCGGCGCCGCGGUCAAGGCCAAGGGGAGGGCCUCCGUCGGGGCCGCCUUCAAGGCCGUCCCGCUCCAGUCCCCGCUACCGCCCGUAGAGGAAAUAAUGUCCUUUAUAAGGUCAUAUGUUGUGCCUGAAGGCUUUCCACACAGUGUCACUCCUUCAUAUGUCCCAUACAUGUCAUGGAGAGCAUUGAAGCACUUCUUUGGUGGAGCAAUGGGUGUGUUUACAACAAGAUCCCUUCUAAACUCUGUUGGAGUCUCCCAAAGCAGGGCUGUGCCUGGUGCUGUGGCAAUCAACUGGAUACUCAAGGAUGGGGCUGGGCGUGUUGGGAAGAUGCUUUUUGCCCGCCAAGGGAAGAAAUUUGACUAUGACCUGAAGCAGCUCCGCUUUUCUGGUGAUCUCUUGAUGGAGUUAGGAGCUGGGAUAGAAUUAGCUACUGCAGCUUUUCCACAACUUUUCCUACCAAUGGCUUGCAUAGCAAAUGUUGUUAAGAAUGUUGCUGCUGUCACUUCGACCUCCACUCGCACACCUAUCUACAAGGCAUAUGCGAAAGGAGAAAAUAUUGGUGAUGUCACUGCUAAAGGAGAAAGUGUUGGAAACAUAGCUGAUCUGGUAAAUGUUCAGUAUUUUUCAACUAUUUUUGCUUAUUAUUUACAAGACAUGCAUCUUUCAUCUGUUGCUGCCAUCGUAUUAUUUUCACAUUAUUAUAUUAUGGUUUCUCAACUGUUCAGUUUCUUUUUUCUUUCAAUUUAUAACGUUUCUUUUCUUUGCUGUUGUUUGUUUGUGAAGUUGGGAACUGGUUUGAGCAUUCUAAUCUCUAAAAGCAAUCCAUCACUGGUAACUUCAUUUGCCUUCCUGUCUUGUGGAUAUCUCCUCAGUUCAUAUCACGAGGUGCGAUCUGUUGUAUUGAAUACUCUAAAUAGGGCAAGAUUCACUGUGGCUGUGGAUUCUUUCAUCAAGACUGGGUAUGUACCUACAUUGAAAGAUGGAAACUCACAAGAGACAGUAUUUAAUCCACCUUGGCGACAUGAGCCAGUUGCAAUAGGAUCAAGAUUUGGGGAGGCAUUUCAGGAACCUGCUUCGUUUAUUGCUAUAAAGCCUUUGUUUGAGGAUGAGAGGUAUAUUGUUACAUAUAACCCAACAAAGGACAAGGUAUAUGCUUUGCUCAAGGACCAAGCAAAGCCGGAUGACAUUCUCAAAGCUGCUUUCCAUGCACAUGUGUUACUGCAUUUUAUCAAUGCUUCACAUGCUAACUUGAAUGCAAGAAGGCGCAUGAACUCCAACCGGUCAUACCAGCAUAAUCCAGUGAACAUGGACUUCAUACCACACAUUGAGGAGUCGUGCAAGAUUGUAAUGUCAUCUUAUGGAGUUUUCAAGAAGAAAGCAAGAGAACAGGGAUGGAUAAUGUCGGAAUCACUUCUUAACCCUGGACGAGCGCGAUUGUGUGGAGUAGUACCACAAUGAUCGAAGUCUUUUUCAUUGAUCAUGAUGAAGAGGAUAUGUUUUUUUUUUGCUUUCAUACUUUGGAGUCCAGCCCUAUAUGUGAGUCAGCGAACCUCUAACAAAGUCAACAAUCAGCUCAAGUACAUAAAAUGUAUCAAAUCAUCACGAGCCCAAAAGGAAGAGUACUUGUACCUGGAGCAUUUGAUUACAUCAGUUACCAUGAUAACACGCUCUGGCUGGGGCGUGCUGACUCAUGCAGGACCAUUGAAGGGGCUCCAAACUAACUGCGGAAGACCAACUAACAAACCUUUUUUGUAUAUUCGUUCGGUAUUGUAUAAUGGAGACGGCUACCCUUCCUAAUGUGACUGGACUUAGUGGUCAUCGUCUGAGUUGUUUGACUGUUUGACAGUAAACUUUCCCCACUAACUUUGCGAUACCUUGAUUCUCUCCUCAUUUCCCAAACAUGAGGGGUUGUAAAUGCCAGUUUUCGAUAAAGAAGAGCUGUGUUUGAUAACAGCAUAUCGUGCA
Setaria italica (foxtail millet) is the source of this 2254-nucleotide messenger RNA. Its product is annotated as protein root UVB sensitive 6. Bases 26 to 1747 code for a protein of 573 amino acids. Lineage: Eukaryota; Viridiplantae; Streptophyta; Magnoliopsida; Poales; Poaceae. The transcript has 13 exons. The record is from RefSeq and is a predicted model, not a curated record.